Molecule: messenger RNA, 591 nt
Organism: Chlamydomonas reinhardtii
Lineage: Eukaryota; Viridiplantae; Chlorophyta; Chlorophyceae; Chlamydomonadales; Chlamydomonadaceae
Exons: 3
Coding region: 98-379 (93 amino acids)
Source: RefSeq, a predicted model, not a curated record
GUUUAAAUAGUUCAACGCGGCCGCACGCGCAUUACUGCGCAUUUUGACGACUCGCCCCCAGUACUUGGCUGCCCCAAUUGUCGACAACCUGGCCUGCAUGGACCCGGAACAGUCGCGGGAGCAGCUGCGCACAGUUCUUAGGACUUGUGGGGCUGACCUGACGCUGUUCGAGGACUCGGACCUGGACAUCAUGUUGGGAGUCCGCUUUCGCAGCGGCCGCGCCCUGCAGGGUGCCACUCGGGAGGGCCUCACUGCCAGCGGGUUGCCACCUGGCCUCGUUGACCACAUCUUGACGUUGAAAGGCGCGGCGGCUGGCCCCGACUCAGGGAGCUCGGCAGCUGCCGCCCACCCCGCCCGCGCUCAACUCUCUGCGGCGUGACGAAUGGACAAUGUGCAUCGGCAGUCUUUUCAUGCGUAAAAUCAUGCGCACCAGCGCUUGAGAGCCCAGCCGUGUCAGUGCGCAUGUGGGGAAUUGGGGGACAUGUGCCGACAUGCAUGUCCACGCCGGGAGGGGCAUGAGCAGUCCCGAUGAUCAGCGAGCGGUCGAAGGGCUGAGGGCGGGAAACUGGAAAUGUGAUCUCUCCCUAAGUG